AUGGCGUGGGGAGGGGAGGAAGGUGACUGGGAGGUCCUGAAGGAUUUGGACUUUGGGGAGCCUGAGCCCUCCUCUCUCUCCCCUUUCAGCCUGAAACUCCUGGACAACUGGGACACCCUGGCCAGCACGUUGUCCAAAGUGCGUGAACAGCUGGGCCCGGUGACCCAGGAGUUCUGGGACAACCUGGAGAAGGAGACAGCGUCGCUGAGGCAGGAGAUGCACAAGGACCUGGAGGAGGUGAGGCAGAAGGUGCAGCCCUACCUGGACGAGUUCCAGAAGUGGCACGAGGAGGUGGAGAUCUACCGCCAGAAGGUGGCGCCGCUGGGCGAGGAGUUUCGCGAGGGCGCGCGCCAGAAGGUGCAGGAGCUGCAGGACAAGCUGAGCCCGCUGGCCCAGGAGCUCCGCGACCGCGCGCGCGCCCACGUGGAGACGCUGCGGCAGCAGCUGGCGCGCUACAGCGACGACCUGCGCCAGCGGCUGACCGCGCGCCUGGAGGCGCUCAAGGAGGGCGGCGGCAGCCUGGCGGAGUACCACGCCAAGGCCACCGAGCAGCUGAAGGCGCUGGGCGAGAAGGCCAAGCCGGCGCUGGAGGACCUCCGCCGGGAAGGUUCAAACAGGAUGGAAAUAGAGAACCAGGCAAAGUGACGGAUGAUCCAAUGCAGGUGCCCUGAAAGAGCUUCAAGCAGGAAGUACUGGCUUUGCUGGGAGCAGUGGGCUCCCUGUCCCCAGCGUUUCCCUCGGGCAGAGGACAUAGCUCCCCAGCCCUCUUGCUCAAGGGCAGCCAAGGUUGAAGGGACUUCAGCGAGCCUGUGGACUUGAAGGAUUAGGGCAGGUUCAAAUGAAGGGCUUGGUGCUUGCUCCUUCCUCCCUUACUAAUUCAAAAUACACUUUACAAAACUC
Molecule: messenger RNA, 900 nt
Organism: Capra hircus (goat)
Lineage: Eukaryota; Metazoa; Chordata; Mammalia; Artiodactyla; Bovidae
Product: apolipoprotein A-I
Exons: 2
Coding region: 1-645 (214 amino acids)
Biological process (GO): lipid transport; lipoprotein metabolic process
Cellular component (GO): extracellular region
Molecular function (GO): high-density lipoprotein particle receptor binding; lipid binding
Source: RefSeq, a predicted model, not a curated record